CCACCCUGGGUGAGCACUUGGAAGGAAGACAAGGCAGGAGUGUUGAGAGGACAAAUCACAGCCAGGAUCCGCGCACCUGCCGCUCAGGCUCCGGCUCCACUCCACCGACGCUCGCCCACAGCAGCGGCUUUGUCAGGAAGCAGCAUCCUGGAGCCUUUGUGGAUUUGCCUGUUUGAUCAUGAAUUUAUCCUGAACACCAGGAAGGUUGCGUUUUUUCGCGGACAGCUCAUCGAUCCCUGCUGUUACUUUCCUCUAGUUAUGACAUCUCUGUCGGAGCUGGCAGCGACGCGCAGGAGCAGCUCUGAGGAAGACUGUCGAUGCUUUUAACGGGACCACGCUCCCUUCUCCCUCCUCCGCUGAAAGAUUCAUUUCGUCCUGCGUCCUCCUGACACUGUGUUCUGUCCAACAGCGCGAUGAAUGAAGAGUUGUUGUGGAGCUGCUGCCAGUGAAGUGUCUCCCCAGGUCCGUCCACCUGUCCGCAAGCACGAACUGUUGUAAAGAGUGCAGGCAUAUGAUGGAGCUUGUGAUGUGUGCCACGAUCAGAGAAAACCUCCAAACUACCACCGCAGAACCCUGUUGGACACCCAUGUCGGCGCUGUGAGGUGCGCUGCUCCUGACGCGGACUCAAGACAACAGAUUUAUGUGAAGAUGAUAUUGUUCCGUAAAUUCAGAGUGCUCAUACUCAUGGUGUUUCUGGUCGCCUGCACCAUGCACAUCAUGAUAGACUUGUUACCAAAGCUGGAGAAGCGGGCUGCCGGCGCGGACAGCGGGGACGGCGGCUGUCAGUGCGCGCACCACCCGGGCGGGGAGGCGCAGGGCUGGGCGAAGCAGCGCGCCAGGUCGGCGGCUGAAGCGGGCUGGCCUAACAAGCACACGCUGAGGAUCCUGCAGGAUUUCAGCAACGAGCCGAGCUCCAACCUCACGUCCCACUCCCUGGAAAAGAUCACCGCCGCCGGGGACAGAGCCGACUCCUUCCGGCGGACCGGACCGUCGGCGGGGAAGGCGGACGACCACAAGCCGCUCAUCGGGGACGCGAGCGGAGGUCGGACCGCGUCCGGCCACGGUGCCUCCCGGCUGGCUGCUCUGUUCGAGCAUCCCUUAUACAAGGUUGACCUUCCUUCCCUCACGGACGAUGACACUUUGUUUAACGUCAACACUGACAUCAGGUUUUAUCCCAAAGCAACAGGGAACCAAGGAUGGCACAAUGAGGAAGGGAACGAGGAUGAGGAGGAGUUCUCUCCCACCGGCGAGGUGACGGCUGAAUCCUACCCCAACUGGCUGCGUUUCCACAUCGGGAUCAACCGCUACGAGCUGUACUCCAGACACAACCCGGUGCUGGACGCCCUGCUGAAGGACCUGGUCCUGCAGAGGAUCACCAGCGUGGCCAUGAAAUCAGGAGGCACCCAGCUGAAGCUGAUCAUGACUUUCCAGAACUAUGGACAAGCGCUGUUCAAGCCCAUGAAGCAGACCAGAGAGCAGGAGACGCCUCCAGACUUCUUCUACUUCUCGGACUUUGAGAGGCACAACGCUGAGAUCGCUGCUUUUCACUUGGACAGGAUCCUGGACUUUCGGAGGGUUCCCCCGGUGGCAGGGCGACUCGUCAACAUGACGAGGGAGAUCAGAGACGUGACACGUGACAAGAAGCUGUGGAGGACCUUCUUCAUCUCACCAGCGAAUAACGUCUGCUUCUACGGCGAGUGCUCCUACUACUGCUCCACUGAGCACGCUCUGUGCGGUAAACCGGACCAGAUAGAAGGCUCGCUGGCGGCCUUCCUGCCAGACCUGAACCUGGCCAAACGCAAAACCUGGAGGAACCCCUGGAGACGCUCCUACCACAAACGCAAGAAAGCCGAGUGGGAGGUGGAUCCGGACUACUGCGAUGAGGUGAAGCAGACUCCUCCGUACGACCGCGGGACUCGACUGCUGGACGUCAUGGACAUGACCAUCUUUGACUUCCUCAUGGGUAACAUGGACCGGCAUCAUUACGAAACUUUUGAGAAGUUUGGAAAUGACACGUUCAUCAUUCACCUGGACAACGGCAGAGGGUUUGGAAAACACUCCCACGACGAGCUGUCCAUCCUCGUGCCUCUCAGCCAGUGCUGCAGGUUGAGGAAGUCGACCUACCUGCGUCUCCAGCUGCUGGCCAAAGAGGAGCUCCAGCUGAGCUCUCUGAUGGAGGAGUCUCUGCUGCGUGACCGCCUGUCGCCCGUCCUCAUCCAGCCUCACCUGCGGGCCAUGGACCGCCGGCUCCGGCUGGUGCUGCAGGUGGUGUCGGGCUGCAUAGAGAAAGAAGGCUACGUCAACGUGGUGGAGGAGGAUCUGGUCGGGGACACGGCCACCCACAGGGGCCCGGGCCACAGGUAGUGAGGCUCCACCUGCAGCCAAUGGACCACGUCUGUGGACGCUCAGCCAAUGGGAUUACACCAAAACAUGAACAAUCCCACUUCUGAUAUCAAGCUGAAUUCAGUGAAUUCCGAGACUUGCCAUCAUUGCCUCAACGGAAGCUGCUUUGAAGUGUGAGAAGCUGUCCACAGCCGCCACAGACAGACUGCCACUCUGAGGCUUUGUACUUGUUAGAUACAGAUGUAUUUUUGUUGUAUACGACAUAAAGGAACCGCCGCUGUGUUCUGGUUUUGUCCUGUUUGUUCCGGAGGCCACCGUGUGUUUUGUUAUAUUAACCAAAUCAACAAACUUUCGCUGACUGGGCAGCGUCAGCUCAGACAAUAAGCUUUAUCACGGCAGAGGAAGGAGACGCUUCCUUUAUUCAGUGUUUUCAUCGAAUGUUUCAAAGAUGAAGUCUGAAUCCGGCUGCCUCCACACAGUGUGUUCUCUUUAUAAUCGAUCUUUAUAAGCUUUCAGUCUUGGCACAGACUCCGAACAGGCCGAUGGAAAACGUUCUUACGUACUUCUACAGAGCGAGUGCAAGUAUUUCACACUGUAGUUCAAACAGUUCCUUCACUUUGCCUUAUUUCAGCUUUGUAUCUCUGUUUCUAUGACCGCCGCCUUCCCUGAAAGUUUAGCUUCACUACAAGACAGAACAACACUAAAACAACGUUCUGCAAACCAAAAACCUUCUAGAUGUGAAGACUGGAGGCCGCUGAUGUGCUGCUUCGUGUUCACAGACCAACAUCCAGGAACCUGAAACUGAAUUUAACAUCAUUUCACAGUUUGUGUGUUGUUUCAUUUUAUGAGAUUCCAAAUUACUAUUUAUUGGUGCGUCACAAAGAAUGAAAAUGGUUUCAUACGUUUUGAGUUCUGGUUCUGCUUCGUGUUGCUUUAUAUUUUAGAGACUUUGGGUGAUUUAGUAUUUGGAGACUGUUUAAAUUGGCAUUCCUUUGGGUGUUGUUUUAUGUUCAGAUGAUAGAAAAACAACAGAGCUGUUUGAUUUUGAACAUGGUGUUGUUGAAGUGGUGCCAGUGCAAUGUUUCCUCCUCAGAGUCCUGUGUACUGGCUGACCCAGUACCUGUGCAAUGACAGAAAUACAGUACUUGAAUGUUUUUGGGUUGGCAGUAUGGACAGGAUUCACAGAGCUACAGACAGCCUGAGAAGAAGCUUGAGGGUGACAUCAGGGGUUCACACGCCUCAUCCAACCACAGGGAUCACCACCGGCACUGCUCCUCGAUUUUCAUAUUUCCACUGUAAAUACCUAUAAAUACUUUGAAGACCUGUCGAGCUGCACUGCACAGUGAUUCGCUUCUGUUUUCUGCUCUUGCAUUGUUACUGUGAAGAUCUGUUUACUAAAUGAUUAAAGUGUGCAAUAAAACAAGGGUGAGGACAAA
Messenger RNA from Stegastes partitus (bicolor damselfish), 3779 nucleotides. RefSeq names its product FAM20C golgi associated secretory pathway kinase a (gene fam20ca). The transcript has 10 exons. The record is from RefSeq and is a predicted model, not a curated record. Gene Ontology annotation, cellular component: Golgi apparatus. Gene Ontology annotation, biological process: enamel mineralization; protein phosphorylation. NCBI's taxonomy places the organism in Eukaryota, Metazoa, Chordata, Actinopteri, Pomacentridae. Gene Ontology annotation, molecular function: protein serine/threonine kinase activity. Bases 649 to 2364 code for a protein of 571 amino acids.